CCAUAAUGAAUAUUAUCCCGCGGUUUAUUUUGCAAGUAACUGGGUUUUUUGGGGCGGGGGGUUGCGCGUCUGGUCUCCUGUUGCGAGCAUCGCUGACAUCAGUUCUUGCGGACGCGCGCUGGGGAGCGCGCUUACAGCUCGGACCCUUGCUACCUCCAGCAGUGCGCUGUGACGGUGCUCGCAUUCAGCAGCCGAGAGUCUUCCUCAGUGUCCUGGACCCGAGACGGAGGAAGAAAACCCGGGAGGCGCUCUGUGUGAAAAUGAAGCCCGGAUGGUGCCUGUGUUUGGCCUUGCUGUUCACUUCCUCCAACCCUUCCUCACAAAGCGGUGAGAAGCUGCGGUCGGACACCCGGCGGGGACUGAGGCACGAACCCGCUGUCCGCAGCCACGCCCUGCAGGAGCCUGGGGUGCAGAGGCUCCACGCCGGCCUGCUCUCGCGCCCACCCCUCCGGCCUGAGGACGAUGCCCCGGGCCUGGAUGGCCUGAGCCCCGUGCGGCUGGAGAUGGGUCCCGGGGAGAGCGCGAGCGCGAGGGCGAGGGAGGGAGGUCGCAGUGGGUUCAGGGGCGCCUCGCACACGAAGGACAAGUACCCUCCGGGGGGAGGGUUUCCACGCAACGGCAAGAGACACGGGCACCAGCUUGAGCACAGGCGACACGGCCGCAGGGACAAGAUGCAUGAGAAAGGGUUAGGAUCUCUGAUGAAGGGCGUGGGCAGGCUGGAUUUUAACCCCUACACCCUCUCACCCAAUCAUGACGCAGCCACACCCGCCGCAGUGCCCUCCCCCACCUCUCGCAUCCCGGUUGCCACAGCGACCAACGAGCAUCCCCCAACUCUCCCUCCGGCCGCCACCAAACCCCAGAAGGCAGGCCAUGGACGAGGUCAGGGUGAGGUGUCGCCUACAUUGGACAUGGCUAUGUUUGACUGGACAGACUACGAAGAUAUGAGGCCUGUGGAGAACUGGCCAUCCACCAAGAAAAAGGACAAGCGACGCAGCAAGAACUUGAGCAGUGGCAACAGGACAGUCGGCGCUGAUGUCAUCGAACCGUGUGACCAUCACCUCGACUGCCUCUCUGGCUCCUGCUGUGACCUCAGGCAGCACGAGUGUGAGGCCCACAACCGCGGACUGAACAACAAAUGCUACGAUGACUGCAUGUGUGAAGAGGGUCUUCGCUGCUUCGCCAAGUUCCACCGCAAGCGGAGGGUGACGCGGAGACGCGGGCGCUGCGUGGAGCCCGAGACUGCCGACGGCGACCAAGGAGACUUCAUCACUGUCUAAGCCCGAGAGAGACGUCGAACUGAGCACAGCCCUACAACCCUCCGUCCCAUUGACUGCAAGAUAACAGGAGAGUGGGUCAAUAGAUCAGGCUGUCUGGCCCACUGCUCGUGGUGGUGACCAUACGCUGUGUGUUAACAGUCAGAGGUCCACUUCUUACCUACAUGUUGCUUGUACUGUACUUAUGAAUUUGUGUCUGAGGAGAAUGAAAGCCCCCCCCCGCCUUUUUUUUUUCUACAGGCUGCCCUAUCCUGGCACAUUGCUGUUUUUUUUUCCCAGUAGUGAAUGUUUACCUGUUUUUCAAAGUUUUAUUUAUGGUGCUGCUCGUUAUUUGAAGAUACAGAAGAGCCAUUUGCCAAGGUUGGCUUUAGCAAUAGAAGCCCCUCUAGAUGGAGAAGCAGACGUGAAUGGUCUCUCACUCUAAAGUGGAGUGCAUAUUUUUUUCUGUUCAGUACUUUAAUGAAGUUUACUUUAGUGGGUGGCUGGUCUUUGUGUAGUCUGUUAGCUAUUCUACACUUCACCCUGGGGAACAAAACUGAAUUUGUGCUUUUUUGACUUCAGUAUCCUAAUUAAACUUCUACAGUGACUCAUCGAUUUUCUUAUUGCACAUAGGCAGAAGUACAUUUGAGCCGUUGACCCUUUCGAUGGCCAAAAGACCACUGAGGCGUGGAGAAGGUCGAACAGAACCCAUCUCCUGUUGCCCUUUACAGCAAAGGAAGAUACAGACCACAAUCUUUCCCACCAUGGAAUUAAAUUGGCUUAAAAGCUUAUUUUUCCCUUCCAGGAUCCCUUGGUCUCCAGGCACUGGGGUGUUUAAAGGUGACUACCCACAAGCCUGCGAGUGCGCACGGCCAGUUCCCCUCCCCGUCUGGGAGGUCUGAGCGGUACAGGGUUUGUCAUUGAGUCGUGAGGACCUUGGGCAGUGCAGGAACUGCAACACAGACUGCACGGCGGAGCGACGCGUACCCGCAUGUCAUCCGUGCUGAGAAGUAACGCGUGCCGAUAUGGCCGUCUAGGGACUGCCACGCACUCCACCUGCACAGCUGACAACCUUCUUCUGCGCUCUCUCUCUCUCCGUCUGCUUAUUAAUUUUCUAGCACGUCUUGUGUUCCUUUCUGAUGCAUCACUCUCAUUCAUACACUGUCUGUUAACGCCCAAUUUUUUUUUUUUUAAGUUACAGGAAGGGCAUUUACUCUCUCUCGCUCUCUCCCACACACACACACACACACACACACACACACACACACACACACACACAGGUUUGACCUGCCUUUCUUGCACAUAAAUCUCCCUCAGAGUUUGUAUUUGUCCCUCUACUACACACACGCUAAUCAGCGUGAUCAGUACCACUAAAUGCUUGCAAGAAUAAUAUUAGCAUUUGGCCAUGUCACCUCCCAGCCCUAAAAAAGGAAAGAAAUAAGAGACCAGCACACUGACUUACAUGCAGCUGAUUCCAUUUUCCUAAUGUAUUUUUAAUACUGUCUCUGCAUGCUGCACUGUGCUGGAUGCUAGGGACGCCCAGACUGUGAUGGAUCACACCCAGGCGUGCACUGGCUGAGUAGACUGGCAAAAAGGAAUUGCUCCAGGACCUGCUGCGAAUUGUAAAAUACCCUAUAAAGCAUGAGAGCGAGAGAGGUAGAGAGAGAGGUAGAGCGAGAGAGAGAGGUAGAGCGAGAGAGAGAGGUAGAGAGAGAGAGGUAGAGAGAGAGAGAGAGAGAGAGAGAGAGGCUUUCAGGAGCAAUGACAUUGUGCACCAUCACAGUGGGUAUUACUUAAAUCUAAAAAGUAAUGAUGUCAAUUGCAACACGCAGGGAAAUUUUACCACAUCUGAUGAGAGAGGCAUUUCAUAAUGAGCCCCGCUGGUUCUCUCUGGUUCUCUUUUCAUAACGUGCACUAACGCAGCGGAUUACGAUUUGUGCACAGACAUAAAUCCACAAUGCGUCCAAGCUCCAAUAUCCACUACGCGGGCGGAAUCGUGAGGCUAGCUCCUCUAGGACCCGAAGCCCCAGCACGGUAUUACUCAGCCGAGGGCUAACGGAAAUCAGAGGCCAAAGGUCACACCUGCCACAGCAAGCUUGAGUGAGUAGGCAGGACCCAUCUGGUAGACGCGUGCCACAAAACAAAGGGGAGGAUUCCCCUCAGGGCAGGAGUGAAGCCCCGAAACAACCCUCCUUCCCUACGGAGCUGACUAACCUCGACUAAUUCAUUCAAUCAAACCUUAAGAGUGACUUACACGUCUAAUGAACUGUCACUGUAUGGACAAUAGCCUACAGGCCACAUCUGGCUAAUUGAAAAGAAUGCAUGAUCCAUCAAAUUGUUGACAGUGUUACAUAUAAACGUUAAUUGAUGUUCUCCUGCUAAAUAAAAUGUUGUACAUCAGG
This is a messenger RNA of Electrophorus electricus (electric eel), 3655 nucleotides long. It is a transcript of the gene draxina, whose product is annotated as dorsal inhibitory axon guidance protein a. Gene Ontology annotation, biological process: axon guidance; Wnt signaling pathway. The record is from RefSeq and is a predicted model, not a curated record. Gene Ontology annotation, cellular component: extracellular region. Lineage: Eukaryota; Metazoa; Chordata; Actinopteri; Gymnotiformes; Gymnotidae.